AAAUCAUUAAGGUCAUCGAAGAUAUUAGCCCUAAAAAAAUAGCUGCAGUUGUAUCCGAUAAUGGAUCAAAUGUUCGUGUUGCACGAAGAACUUUGUGUGAGAAAUAUCCUUAUAUUUUGGAUAUUAGCACGGUUUGGAAAAUAGGCACUAUUCAUCAAUAUUUUACAAAAUCGCAUGCCACAUGUCAAUUUUUAAAAGAUGCAAUUAAAGUAUUAAAAAUUAAGAGUGGCGAUUUAAAGGAUCAUACAAAAACACGUUGGUCUACAAUGUGGGAUUGCGUUAGUUCAAUUGUAUGA
Racocetra fulgida is the source of this 296-nucleotide messenger RNA. The record is from the annotation of a GenBank genome assembly. NCBI's taxonomy places the organism in Eukaryota, Fungi, Glomeromycota, Glomeromycetes, Diversisporales, Gigasporaceae.